Molecule: messenger RNA, 1571 nt
Organism: Musa acuminata AAA Group (dessert banana)
Lineage: Eukaryota; Viridiplantae; Streptophyta; Magnoliopsida; Zingiberales; Musaceae
Exons: 7
Coding region: 400-783 (127 amino acids)
Biological process (GO): mitochondrial respiratory chain complex IV assembly
Source: RefSeq, a predicted model, not a curated record
AUCCGAAUUUGAUCCGUUUCGUUCUUGACGUAAUAAUUUUAAUCGAUGGUUCCGCCGUCUACCCGAAACCCGAUAGUUAACACGGCGGUAUGUCUGAUUCGUCUCGCUUUCUCUUCCUUCCUACCAUAACCACCUGCUCCGAUCUCCUUCGAAGAGAUGGGCUUGCUCGCAAGAGAGAAGGAUCUGCUUCCCCAUCUUCUCCGGUUCUUUUUCUAAAGCGAUGAGCAGGAUUAAGGGAUUUCAAGCUUUUUUUGGCUCACUAAUUCUGGGAACAUAUACUCAGGCAGUGAACUGAAGAAUUGGCACGGUGCAGUGCAGUUGGUAUGCAGCAAUAUUUGAAACAUUGGCUGCCUUUCAUUAAAGAGUAGUUUGAGUAACUUAUAUCAUCCGAUUUUGAUAAUGAUGAUAGUUUGGGAAGCAAAGGCAGGGAUGGAAGUCGUACCUGUUUUCAUAACGGUUGAUCCUGAGAGAGAUAAUGUUGAACAAGUAUGUGAAUGUGUGAAAGAAUUUCACCCAGACUUAAUAGGCUUGACUGGUACAGCAGAUGAGACUAGACCAGUUGCUCAUGCUUUUCGAGUCUAUUACAUGAAGACGGAGCAGGAGGGUGUCAUGCUGCAUUUUUGUCGGAGACAAGCCAAGGUGCGAAUACAGCGUAUGAGGUUUACCGCUAAUGUAGGAUCUCAAGGGGAUCAGCCUCCUUUGUAUAUAGAGGAGCUGUUCCCACGACGUGAAGACACUGGCAUGGACAGGGUCACAGGGUAUUGUUGGCUGAUUCAACUAUGAGCAUUUUGAAAGUAGUUUCUUCCAUGAUCAUUUCUGCCUCAACUUGAGUGGUAUUACUGAAUCUUCCAAAACAAGUUACAUGAUGACGUCAGGACCAUAAAAGAAGAGUUUGUGAAUGGUCCUACAUAUGUCAUAAAUUUUAUGGUCCUUUUUGUCCAUUCAGUAUUAGCAUGAUUCAUAGAGACAUUUAAUAUAAUCGCUUUUAGUGUGACCUUCUGUCUUGUAUUUUGCAAUUUCAAGACCCAGAUAUUUGAAUGCAUCUCUAGGUCUGCAUCUUUACAUAUAAAAUUCUGUUUGAUUUUGAUGCAUACAUGCUGAUUACUCUGCUUGAAGUUGUAUUGUUUACUGAAAUCACUUCUUGUAGUGGGCUGAAGCUUGUAAGCUGUCAUAGAUCUUUUAAACAUGUUCUGGCAAUUAGAUCCAUUGUACUGAUUUUUUUGUUCUGAACAGCUUGCAGGUGCUUGAUGAACCCAAACAUGGAGCUCGUCAAAUUUUUUGGCAAGAAUUAUGAUGCUGAUGCACGUGCAGAAGGUGUGGUCAAAGAGAUCAAAGCAUGCACAUGAUAGAUACAAUGGCAUUCUUUUGCUAUCCAAAACUCAACUUAUUUGUGAAUUAAUCAUUAAUGCAUUCAUUCAUGUGUUAGGCAUCAUAGUUCUACGGCAACCAUGUUUCUCGGUGUGAUUUUGAGUUGGUAAUAAGCUGUAGGACUGUACAAAAGUAUUGUUUCAUAAGCAUCCUCUUCUAACUCAUACAGAGAGUUCGAACUCACAUGCAUAAGAGUAUUCCCA